UCGGUCGUGUUUUGCGAUUGUAGUGUUUUAAAUUUCCCGAAUUUCCAUGGCUAAUUUUGUGCAAAAUACCGGAAAAUACAUUGCGGAAAAGGUGGAUGGGGAUGACACGAACGAAAUCGGCUAUCGGCAGUCGAAGGAGAAUGACAAAAUCGAUCUCAAGUAUGGGUACGAACGGGUCAAGGACACCCAGGAGCGGACCGGCUAUCUGGUCAACAUGCACUCGACGGAAAUCCUGAACCAAGAUCGCCGUCUGGUGGCGGCCCUCGAUCUGUACUUUCUGCAGAUGGACGGCACCCGGUACAAAAUGACCGUCACCUACAUGCCGUAUCUGUUGCUGAUCACCAAGGAAGGUCACGCUCUUGAAGUGGCGAAGUUUCUUUCGAAGAAGUACUCCGGCCAGCUGCAGACUGUGGACCACAUCACCAAGGAAGAUCUUGAUCUGCCGAAUCAUCUGAGUGGCCUGAAGCAAAACCUUCUCAAGUUGACCUUUGCCAACACAAGUCACAUGAACAAGGUCAAGAAGGAUCUGUCGGCCGCGGUUCGAAAGAAUAAGGAGCGCGACAAGGCCAACACGUUCUACAUGCAGAUGUUAAGCAACUCGUUGGCCGUGGCCUCUGAGGGGGAGGGAAGUUCCACGAUUCAGAAUCAGGAUUUCUACGAGAGUAUCAUGGACAUGCGGGAACAUGACGUUCCGUACCACGUUCGGGUGUCGAUCGAUUUAAACAUCUUUUGCGGAUUGUGGUACACGAUGAGAAUCAGGGGAGGAGACGAUCCGCCGAUCAUCACUCCGCGGCCGGAUAUUCUGGACCGACCGGAGCCGGUCGUUUUGGCGUUCGAUAUCGAAACGACCAAACUGCCGUUGAAGUUUCCGGAUGCCCAGACGGAUCAGAUCAUGAUGAUUUCCUACAUGGUCGAUGGCCAGGGAUAUCUGCUUACGAAUCGAGAGAUCAUCAGUGCCGAUGUAGAGGACUUUGAGUACACUCCGAAGCCGGAGUUCGAGGGUCAGUUUAUCGUGUACAACGAACCGAACGAGAUGGCUAUGAUUCAGAAAUUCUUCGACCACAUUCUGGAAGUUAAGCCGCACAUUUUCGUUACCUACAACGGGGACUUUUUCGACUGGCCGUUCGUGGAGACGAGGGCGGCCGUGUACGAUCUGGACAUGAAGCGGGAGAUUGGGUAUUCCAAGGUCAACCAGCGGGAUGGAAACUAUUUGUGCCGGCCAGCAAUGCACAUGGAUUGCUUGUGCUGGGUGAAGCGAGAUUCGUAUCUGCCGGUGGGGUCGCAGGGUUUGAAAGCGGUGGCCAAGAGUAAGCUACGAUACGAUCCGGUCGAGCUGGAUCCGGAGGAGAUGUGCAAGAUGGCGGUGGAGCAACCGCAGGUUCUCUCCAACUACUCCGUGUCGGACGCCGUAGCCACCUACUAUCUGUACAUGAAGUACGUCCAUCCGUUCAUCUUCGCUCUGGCCACCAUCAUUCCGAUGGAACCGGAUGAAAUCCUGCGGAAAGGUUCGGGAACCCUGUGUGAAUCGCUCCUGAUGAAGGAGGCAUACCACGCUCGGAUCGUGUAUCCCAACAAGCAAAUCUCGGAACUGAACAAACUCACACCGGACGGGCAUGUUCUCGAUACGGAGACCUACGUCGGUGGCCACGUCGAGGCGCUUGAGUCGGGUGUCUUCCGGGCGGACAUUUCCACCCGAUUCCGACUGGAUCAGGGCAUGCUGAUGCAGAUGCACGACAACGUGGACAAGGUUCUGGAACAUGCGAUCGUCACCGAGGAGGGUGUCCCGUUGGAUCAGGUCACCAAUCUGGAGGAUGUGGCGGAACAAAUUAGGGCAACGUUGCAGCAGUUGCACGACACUCCGACCCGUAUCGAACAGCCGGUCAUCUACCAUCUGGACGUGGGAGCUAUGUAUCCGAACAUCAUCCUGACCAAUCGGUUGCAACCGUCGUCCAUGAUCUCGGAGACGGACUGUGCCGCGUGCGAUUUCAACAAACCGGACGCCAAGUGCAAACGGGACAUGGAGUGGAUGUGGCGUGGUGAAAUGCUCCCGGCAAGUAGGAAUGAGUUUCAACGGAUUCAGCAGCAGUUGGAGACGGAGAAAUUCCCACCUCUGUUCCCCGGAGGACCGCCACGUGCCUUCCACGAACUGUCCAAGGAAGAUCAAGCAAACUACGAGAAGAAACGACUGAGCGAUUACUGCCGGAAGGCUUACAAGAAGACAAAGGUCACCAAACUGGAGACGAGGACGUCGACGAUCUGCCAGAAGGAGAACAGUUUCUACGUAGACACGGUUCGAGCGUUCCGUGAUCGACGGUACGAGUACAAAGCGAUGACUAAGGUGGCAAAAGCUGCGGUAGCUUCGGCGCUCAAAAGUGGAGACGCAGGCGAAAUUAAAGCUGCCAAGGGAAGAGAGGUGCUGUACGAUUCGCUGCAGUUGGCGCACAAGUGUAUUCUGAAUUCCUUCUACGGGUACGUGAUGCGGAAGGGAGCCCGCUGGCACAGUAUGUCCAUGGCCGGUAUCGUGUGUUUGACCGGAGCGAACAUCAUCAUGAAAGCUAGGGAAAUCAUCGAGCGGGUUGGACGUCCUCUGGAACUGGACACGGACGGUAUUUGGUGUAUUCUGCCGGCGUCGUUCCCGCAGGAGUUUACGGUGCUGACUAACCACGCCAAGAAGAAGAAGAUCAACGUGUCCUACCCGAACGCAGUUCUGAACACCAUGGUGAAAGAUCACUUCACGAACGAGCAGUACCACGUACUGGAGAAGCCGUACGAAGCGGGAAGUCCAGCGGUCUACUCGAUCCAGCCGGAGAACUCGAUCUUCUUCGAAGUGGACGGCCCAUACUUGGCGAUGGUUUUACCGGCGGCUAAAGAAGAGGGUAAGAAGCUCAAGAAGCGUUACGCCGUUUUCAACUUCGAUGGAUCACUUGCGGAAUUGAAGGGGUUCGAGGUUAAGCGUCGUGGAGAACUGCAGCUCAUCAAGAUCUUCCAGAGUUCUGUGUUCGAGGCGUUCCUGCAGGGUUCGACACUGGAGCAGUGCUACGCUUCGGUGGCCAAGAUCGCCGACUACUGGCUGGAUGUGUUGUACAGCAAGGGUCACAACAUGCCAGACAGCGAGCUGUUUGAGCUGAUUUCGGAGAACAGAUCCAUGUCCAGGAAGUUGGAAGACUACGGCGCGCAGAAGUCUACGUCCAUUUCGACGGCAAAGCGUUUGGCGGAGUUCCUGGGCGAUCAGAUGGUGAAGGACGCCGGGUUGGCUUGCAAGUUUGUCAUCUCGAAGAAACCGGAUGGGGCACCGGUCACGGAGCGAGCCAUCCCGUUGGCGAUCUUCCAAUCGGAACCGAGCAUUCGAAGGCAUUAUCUGAGGAAAUGGUUGAAGGACAACACCAUGGGAGAUGCAGACAUUCGCGAUGUGCUGGAUUGGCAGUACUACAUUGAACGAUUGGGUGGAACCAUCCAAAAGAUCAUUACGAUCCCGGCGGCAUUACAGGGUUUGAACAAUCCCGUUCCGAGAGUUCAUCAUCCGGACUGGUUGCACAAGAAGAUGCUGGAGAAGAAUGACACGCUGAAGCAGAGAAGGAUCAGUGAGAUGUUCACGAUGAAGGAGAAACCGGCGAUGCGGGAUAUUGAGGACUUGGGACGAUCGCGAUCGCCAAGUGUCGGGCCGAACGUUCCUAUCGUGAAUUCCAAGCGCAGAAGAACACCGUCAGCUGAGGAGCCUGUUGCUGCUUCAGCUGCGGUGACGGUUUUCAAAACCUGGCAGGAAGCCCUUGGCGCACCUCCACCCGUGGGUGAGACAAACAAGGACUUGCAGGAGUGGUUGGCGUUCCACAAGAAGAAAUGGAAGUGGCAGUGGGCGCAGAGGAGUCAGUUCAGAAUUCCCCCCAAGAGCAAGCGGUCGAGAACUGAUCAGGAACAACCUUCAACUUCGAUGGUUUCCGCUCAACCGGCUGCCACGUUGGGAGGUUUCCUCAAGAAGACACAGCGAUCGCUGAUCGAGCAAACGUGGCAUGUGCUUCAGAUUCUACCAACGGAUGAGAUGGGUCACUUUGUCAUCUGGGCGUUGGUGGGUGAUGAAUUGCACAAGCUUAAGCUGAUCGUUCCGAGGAUCUUCUACGUUAAUCAAAGAACGCCGGCACCUCCGGAGGAGGGAUCGAUGUGGAAGAAGGUUCACCGCAUUCUGCCGAGAGCUCGUCCAGCCUACUAUCUCUAUCAGUAUGUCGUUCCGGAGCAGGUCUUCCGUGACAAUCGCUUGGGGCUUUUAGCAGAUCUGGCAACCCCGGAUAUUGAAGGCAUCUACGAAACGCAGAUGUCACUGGAGUUCCGUGCCAUCAUGGAAGUGGGCUGUGCAUGUGCUGUUCAGCGUGCGGAGGCUCGAACUUUGGCCAACAUGACCACCAAAGAGAUGAACACGUUCAACAUCCAGCAGCUGGAGAUGAAAACCAUCGCGAACGAUGGCUAUCUGAAAGGUGGAUCUAACGUGAAAAAGAUCUUCCUCUACCAGCAUAGCAUCCCGUCGGGAAAGCGCGAAAUGUGGGGUAUUUUCAUGGGUCCCACCAAGAAGGGCCUGAUAGUCGUGUUUGACACCGUCCGUACGAACCAGCUUCCAACAGUGAAAAACCUGUACCUGUCGGAACGGACGGCCCUGCUCAAUGGAAACAAUCCCAACUUCACCGAAGAGAACCUCCCAUCCGCGGACAUGGACUUGGAAGCCUACGUUGAAGUCGAAUCCAAACAGGUUUACCAACGACUCACCAAAGCCCUGUCGUCAUACCAGGACGAGAAGCGAGGCCCGACGAUUCUUUGCAUUCAAAGCGCCCUAGGCCUUCAGAAACUGAAUCAAACUCUUCCUAUCUGUCUGGAGUUCCCUCAGAGUCAAAUCCACAUCGCCGACGAUGCUUCGUUGCUUUCAGGUUUGGAAUGGCAACGCCACGGGGUUCGGUCCAUGUUGCGUCACUUCCUGAACAUGAACCACGUGGUCGGGAUGAUGCUUGAGCAGUGCCGCUACUUCCAGCUUCCGAUCGGCAAUAUGCCCACCGAUACGAUACUCUUCGGAGCGGAUCUGUUCUUCGCUCGGCACCUUCAGAAGCACAACUUUAUCCUCUGGUGUUCGCCCAGUUCCCGUCCAGAUCUGGGAGGUCGCGAAGCGGACGACAGUCGACUCCUGGCGGAGUUUGAAGACAAUAUCUCCAUCGUUCAGAAUCGUCCGGGUUUCUACCACAGCGUGUGCGUGGAGUUGACCAUCGAAAGUUUAGCCGUUUCGGCACUGUUGCAGGCGAGCAAGGUUCAGGAAAUGGAGGGUGCCUCCUCGGCCAUCACGUUCGAUGUGAUUCCGCAAGCUUCGUUGGACGACAUGAUCAGUAAUCAAGCCCAGACGCUGCCGAGCUACGAUGAGACGGCCCUGUGCUCGCAGGCGUUCCGUGUGAUGCGCUCGAUGGUCAACGGGUGGCUGCGGGAGGUUUCGAUCAAUCGGAACAUUUACUCGGACUUCCAGAUCAUCCACUUCUAUCGGUGGGUGCGGUCGUCCAAGGCGCUACUAUACGAUCCAGCUCUGAGACGGGCUUUGAAUACCCUGAUGCGGAAGUUGUUCCUGCAGAUCAUUUCGGAAUUCCAACGAUUGAAGGCGGAGAUUAUCUAUGCGGAUUUCAAUCGGAUCGUGAUCAACACCGGGAAGAAGACGGUCAGCGAUGCGAUCAGCUACACGGACUACGUGGUGCAGAGCAUCCGGAACAAGGAGUUGUUCCACAGCGUGUCGGUGUCGUUUCAGCACUCGUGGGAAUUUCUGUUGUGGGUCGACCCGGCGAAUUUCGGUGGAAUUGGUGCCAGCGCUUCGAAGAAGGGCAAUUCACAGCAGGAUCACGGCUCCGAGCAAAGUGAGCUGCCAACGACGGGAGAGGAAGUGGCCACGUUGGAGAUGAACUGGAACAUUGCGGAGCAAUUGCCGGAGAACGGUCGCUGUCGGGAGUACUUCGACCAGUUUGUGUCGUCUUAUUUGGAGACGUUGGCCGAGGGCGUCACUGCUCCGAAGGCUCUGAAGAAGUGGUCCAAUUCGGCGUACGAAAUGGUGCAGAAGCUGCACAAGAACUACGGCCGGGGCAAGGAGGGUCCGGCGUUGGAGUUCAUCAAGGCCGUCUGCAAGGUGCUCGCGGUGAACAAGGAAAUCGAUGAAGAGCUCACCACUCUUCGACGGAACAUGCUGCUGCUGGUGGGAAUCGGCGAUUUCAGCGACAAAGCCGUCUGGAAGGACCCGCAGAAGACGUACGUCCUCAGUGAAGUGAUCUGUCAGGCUUGCAACCACUGCCGCGAUGUGGACCUCUGCAAGGACAACCAUCGGGCCAUGAAGGAGGGCCGACCGGUGUGGCUGUGUGCGCAGUGCAGCGUCGAUUACGAUAUGGUCGAUAUCGAGAUGCGCCUGCUGGAUGUGGUCCAGCGGAAGAUGAUGUCCUACACGCUGCAGGAUCUGCGUUGUGGGCGCUGCAAGCAGAUCAAGAGGGAGAAUCUGGCCGAGUUCUGUCCGUGUGCCGGCCGUUUCGAGAAUCUGAUUUCCGCCGGAGAGUUGCGGCGGUUGUUCAACACCUUCGUGACGGUGGCCGAGGACUACAAGCUGCCACUGCUGAAGGAGACGCUCGAACACAUUCUCAGCGUCCAUUAGGAGGAAGGUAAUUUGUUUAAUUGUUUCUGGAAAAGCGACUAAGUUAAUACAUGCAAGGUAGAAUCAUAAACG
Messenger RNA from Ochlerotatus camptorhynchus, 6721 nucleotides. It is a transcript of the gene DNApol-epsilon255, whose product is annotated as DNA polymerase epsilon catalytic subunit 1. NCBI's taxonomy places the organism in Eukaryota, Metazoa, Arthropoda, Insecta, Diptera, Culicidae. Gene Ontology annotation, molecular function: zinc ion binding; DNA-directed DNA polymerase activity; single-stranded DNA 3'-5' DNA exonuclease activity. The record is from RefSeq and is a predicted model, not a curated record. Bases 47 to 6649 code for a protein of 2200 amino acids. The transcript is spliced from 4 exons. Gene Ontology annotation, biological process: base-excision repair, gap-filling; nucleotide-excision repair, DNA gap filling; mitotic cell cycle. Gene Ontology annotation, cellular component: epsilon DNA polymerase complex; nucleus.